This is a messenger RNA of Lachancea lanzarotensis, 975 nucleotides long. RefSeq names its product LALA0S13e02542g1_1 (gene NBP35). The coding region runs from base 1 to 975 and encodes 324 amino acids. The transcript has a single exon. Gene Ontology annotation, molecular function: ATP binding; 4 iron, 4 sulfur cluster binding; ATP-dependent FeS chaperone activity. Lineage: Eukaryota; Fungi; Ascomycota; Saccharomycetes; Saccharomycetales; Saccharomycetaceae. Gene Ontology annotation, cellular component: cytosol. The record is from RefSeq and is a predicted model, not a curated record. Gene Ontology annotation, biological process: iron-sulfur cluster assembly.
AUGUCUGCAGAAGUAUCACACAUUCUACCACCAGACUACCAUCUCAAAGAAGUCGAGCCGGAACACUGUCCCGGUCCCGAAUCCGAGAACGCCGGACAAGGCGAUGCCUGUAACGGAUGUGCCAAUAAAGAUAUCUGUGAAAGUUUACCAAAGGGCCCGGACCCUGACAUUCCACUUAUAACAGAGAAUUUGGCUCAAAUAGAACACAAAAUUUUGGUUUUGUCAGGGAAAGGAGGCGUAGGGAAAUCGACUUUCACGUCGAUGCUGUGUUGGGCUUUGUCAUCGGAUGAAGACUUGCAAGUAGGUGCCAUGGAUCUGGAUAUCUGUGGGCCUUCACUGCCACGCAUGCUAGGGUGCAGUGGUGAAAGCGUUCAUGAAUCGAACACCGGUUGGUCGCCAGUAUACGUUGCUGAGAAUUUGGCCACAAUGUCAAUUCAAUUCAUGCUGCCACAAGACGAUUCGGCCAUUAUAUGGCGUGGGUCUAAGAAAAAUGCAUUGAUCAAAAAGUUUUUAAAAGACGUUGACUGGGACGCUCUAGAUUACCUGAUAGUCGACACCCCGCCAGGUACGUCUGAUGAACACAUUUCGAUUAACAAGUACAUGAAGGAUUCGGGCAUUGAUGGAGCUCUAAUUGUGACUACCCCGCAAGAAGUUGCCUUGCUUGACGUUCGCAAAGAAAUCGAUUUUUGUCGAAAAGCCGGUAUUAAAGUUUUGGGAUUGGUCGAAAAUAUGAGCGGUUUUGUUUGUCCAAAUUGUAAGGGCCAGUCUCUAGUAUUCAAACCCACCACCGGAGGUGGCGAACAAUUAUGCAAAGAAUUAGGUGUUCCUUUUUUGGGAUCAGUUCCGCUCGACCCAAGGGUAGGGAGAUCUUGCGACGAAGGUAAAAGUUUUUUGGACGAGUAUCCUGAAAGCCCAGCUUCAAUAGCAAUUCUCAAUGUUGUGGAGCGGCUCCGCGACGCUGUCGGGGAUGUGUAG